AUCCUUCUUCUUUAUUCCCCAACUUGCAAUAAAACUACUCCCCCAAUUCUCCUUUUUUCUACAUAAUAAUCAUUAUUAUUAUUAUUAUAUGAAUAAAUGUUUAGCAGUCUGCAAUUCUUCUGCAAGAAUCUGUUUCUCAUGCAUAUGCACACACUGAUAAACAACCCACUACCGCUUCAUAUUCCUUUCUUUUCUUGAAAUCCCAGCAAAUCCCAACUUUUCCCCUGUUUCCCACUGAAAAACCCAUUUGAAUUCCUGUAAAGGCAUUACCUUUUUCAGAAUUUGAGGCGUUGGGAAACCCUAUUCUUGAUUUGAUUAGAGCAACCUGUUGUUACCCUUUUGAAUUUCGUGCAUCUUCAAUUAUUUGAUUCUGGAAUUGGGUUUUUUCAUUGGCGGAAUCCCUUUGGAAUUAAGUUCUGGAGAUGGUGAUUUGAGGCCUAGUAGGAGGUGUAUGGUAUUUGCUUUGAUUUUGGGGAUAUCUUGUAGAAAUCUCCCUAAUUUUACCUGAGAGAUCAGAAAAUUUGAACUUUUGGUUUUUGAUUUCUGGGACUAGAAUUUGUGGGAUUUGAGCUGAACUGGGGGUGCGAAAUAAAGCUCAAUCUUUUGAAGGAAGGUUGAUACAGGGAUAGUGGGAAGAAAGGAGCAAGAUGGAAAAAUACGAACUUGUGAAGGAUAUAGGGUCUGGAAAUUUUGGUGUGGCCAGGCUUAUGAGAAACAAGGAGACUAAGGAGCUUGUGGCCAUGAAAUACAUGGAAAGAGGACACAAGAUUGAUGAGAAUGUGGCUAGGGAGAUCAUAAAUCAUCGAUCACUUCGGCAUCCGAACAUAAUUCGGUUCAAGGAGGUGGUUUUGACGCCUACCCAUCUAGCCAUUGUCAUGGAGUAUGCUGCUGGUGGAGAGCUCUUUGAGAGAAUCUGUAAUGCUGGACGAUUUAGUGAGGAUGAGGCCAGGUACUUCUUUCAACAGCUUAUAUCUGGAGUGAACUACUGCCACUCCAUGCAAAUUUGCCAUCGCGAUUUGAAGCUGGAGAACACCCUUCUGGACGGAAGCCCUGCUCCACGACUGAAAAUCUGUGAUUUUGGCUACUCAAAGUCAUCUCUGCUUCAUUCAAGGCCCAAAUCAACAGUUGGCACUCCUGCUUAUAUUGCUCCGGAGGUUCUGUCUAGAAGAGAAUAUGAUGGCAAGUUGGCUGAUGUAUGGUCGUGUGGUGUGACACUCUAUGUUAUGCUGGUUGGAGCAUAUCCUUUUGAAGAUCAAGAAGAUCCAAAGAACUUCAGGAAAACUAUCCAAAGGAUAAUGGCUGUUCAGUACAGGAUUCCCGAUUAUGUCCACAUUUCUCAGGAUUGUAGGCAUCUUCUGUCUCGCAUAUUUGUUGCAACUGCGUCCAGGAGAAUUAGCAUAAAAGAAAUCAAAUCACACCCAUGGUUUCUGAAGAAUUUACCAAGGGAAUUAACGGAUGUAGCGCAAGCAGCAUACUACCGCAAAGAAGACCCCACCUAUUGCCUUCAAUCUGUGGAGGAGAUCAUGAAAAUUGUGGAAGAGGCUAAAACCCCUCCUCCAGCCUCCCGUUCAAUUGGAGGCUUUGGCUGGGGAGGCGAAGAAGAGGAGGAUAAAGAGGAAGAUGUAGAAGAGGAGGAAGAAGAAGAAGACGAGUAUGAUAAACAAGUUAAAGCCGCUCAUGCAAGUGGAGAAGUGCGUGUGACCUGAGACGUAGCUGCACUCAUGUCCAAACAAGGUAGAUUUAGUUUUACUAAACCUGAUCCUUUGGUGGUUGUAAAAAGUUCAGCUACAUGAGAUGUGGGUUCUAAUAAGUCUUUUGUAAAGUUUUAGUUUUAUGAUUUGGAGGCUUGUGCAUUUUAUAUUUCGAGGGUAGUAGCAAAAAGUAUCGUGUGGUGAAGCUGUGAGUGUUUGUUUUCUGGGUUAGGUUUUUAGAGCUAUUGUGUGUUGAAUUUCAUCGAACAUUGUGUAUUUUCAUGUGGGGUUGUAUUCAACUGUAUUUGACUUUAUAUUUAUUCUCGUCUUUCCUCCA
Sesamum indicum (sesame) is the source of this 2028-nucleotide messenger RNA. Its product is annotated as serine/threonine-protein kinase SRK2A. NCBI's taxonomy places the organism in Eukaryota, Viridiplantae, Streptophyta, Magnoliopsida, Lamiales, Pedaliaceae. The record is from RefSeq and is a predicted model, not a curated record. Gene Ontology annotation, biological process: protein phosphorylation. Gene Ontology annotation, molecular function: ATP binding; protein serine/threonine kinase activity.